Molecule: messenger RNA, 117 nt
Organism: Perognathus longimembris pacificus (Pacific pocket mouse)
Lineage: Eukaryota; Metazoa; Chordata; Mammalia; Rodentia; Heteromyidae
Product: humanin-like protein
Exons: 2
Coding region: 1-117 (38 amino acids)
Source: RefSeq, a predicted model, not a curated record
AUGAACGAAAGUUCGAAACGAGGGCUUAACUGUCUCUUACAUUUAAUCCAUGAAAUUGACCUUUCCGUGAAGAGGCAGAAAUUAAAUAAUAAGACGAGAAGACCUUAUGUAGCUUAA